Molecule: messenger RNA, 2964 nt
Organism: Thunnus maccoyii (southern bluefin tuna)
Lineage: Eukaryota; Metazoa; Chordata; Actinopteri; Scombriformes; Scombridae
Product: sphingomyelin synthase-related protein 1-like
Exons: 6
Coding region: 225-1451 (408 amino acids)
Biological process (GO): ceramide biosynthetic process
Cellular component (GO): endoplasmic reticulum membrane; Golgi membrane
Molecular function (GO): sphingomyelin synthase activity; ceramide cholinephosphotransferase activity; protein binding
Source: RefSeq, a predicted model, not a curated record
UGUGCGCAGCUUGUGUGGACAUUACGGCCUUGUGUUAUCAACAGUAAUGCUAACCAGCGCGAAGACAGGGCGAAAUGAUUUCCAACAAGCCCCUGUCAUUUCAGCAAACACUAAUGCGACUUCUUCAGAUUCUUGUGAGAUGCCAUAUAGCUAGCUAGGUGACCAGAUAAGUUUCCGCAUCGUGUCCUGUUACAUCUUGGCCCGGCCUUCUGAUUGUGGAGGAAAUGACCCAACUGAGUGUCCGUCGCUGGACGCCCAAACAUGUGGCCAAGUGGCUAAAGGAAGAGGGCUUCUGUGACUAUGUGGACCUUCUGUGCUACAAGCAUCGACUGGACGGCACCAGUCUGCUCGCCCUCAGCGAGUAUGACCUCCGUUCACCACCUCUGGAGCUUAAGGUGCUGGGGGACAUCAAGCGGCUGAUGGUGUCGAUCCGCAAACUCCAGAAACAGAACAUGGAUGUGUUGGAGGAGCUGGGUCUCCCGUUUGACGGCCACUCUCCUACAGGCUCCGGAGGCACUUUGGACUGGCUGUGUAACGGAGACCCAGGGAGAGACUGUGACAGCACUGACACAGCACCGGUGGGAGAGGAGUAUCACCAGUACACUAAUGGGAAAUACAAGCAGCAGACUAGGCGCCUCGAUCCAGAGUACUGGAAGACAGUGCUGAGCUCCAUCUAUGUGGUGUUUGUGUUUGGGUUCACGUCCUUCGUCAUGGUCAUAGUGCAUGAGAGGGUGCCUGACAUGCGCACAUACCCUCCACUGCCAGAUAUCUUCCUUGACAGUGUGCCUAGAAUACCGUGGGCCUUUGCCAUGGCGGAGGCAUGUGGAGUGAUCCUCUGUAACAUCUGGCUGCUGGUUCUACUGCUGCAUAAACACAGGUCCAUCCUUCUUCGGCGCAUGUGCAGCCUCAUGGGGACGGUGUUUAUGCUGCGCUGCAUCACCAUGUUUGUCACCUCCUUGUCUGUGCCAGGACAGCACCUGCAGUGCUCGGGAAAGAUGUACGGUGACAUGUGGGCCAAACUGCAACGGGCCGUGGCCAUCUGGAGUGGUUUUGGGAUGACACUGACAGGAGUGCAUACCUGUGGGGACUACAUGUUCAGCGGUCACACUGUGGUCCUUACCUUACUCAACUUCUUUGUCACAGAGUACACUCCAAGAAGCUGGCACUUCAUUCACACAUUGUCCUGGGUCCUCAAUCUCUUUGGCAUCUUCUUCAUCCUGGCUGCACAUGAACACUACUCCAUUGACGUGUUCAUAGCGUUCUACAUCACUACCAGACUCUUCCUGUACUACCACACUCUAGCCAACACUCGAGCCUACCAGCAGAGUCGGCGAGCUCGCAUCUGGUUCCCCAUGUUCUCUUUCUUCGAGUGCAACGUCAAUGGGCCCGUCCCCAACGAGUACUGCUGGCCCUUCUCUAGACCCACUGUGAUGAGGAGACUGAUCGGAUAAUGAACGGCGGCGGUACUGUCAGACAAUUUUUAGCCUGUGCUGUUUUUUUUUGUCUGCUUUUGUCAAGUUGCCAACUGAGGCGGUGUGUGUGAUACUCUCAUCAACAAAGACGACUGAUGCGAUCCUGUCAGCGCUGAGGCCUGAUGCAAUACGCAGAGCCAUACCUUCUCAUAUUUUGGGACUUGGCUCCUUGCCCGCUUCCCCUGACAGCAUUUUUAGUUGGAUUACAUAAAAUCCACAAAACCCUGUGGAGUUUCUUAAAAGACCCCAUCAACACCCUUUGCUCAAUUUGAAAAGUGAGCACGGUGGUAAUACAUCACGUUGAUUGGUUGCUUAUAUUAAAUCUGAGGGGUUUUAUGUAGCAUUAACUGCAUUUUUUUUAGUACUUCCCAACUUAAAAUUGCAACAUAAGAGUAUUUGGGUAGUACAUGAUAAAAUUAAGCCACAUCAACACUAUUCUCAGGCACCAGUGCACAUAAUCCUUUACAUUUUUCAUUUCCUGUGCAAUUAAAACACCUGAUCAUUUCAAGGUUCGGACUGAAAGUUUUGUCUCACCUUCCACAACUAAAUGCAACUCUCAUGGACCACUGUUAAAGCAAUAUGUAAAGGAUCUACAUGACACCGUUGCUCUAGUCUGUAUGGCAAAAUAUUGUUCAUCAUGUUGAGAAGCAGAUCUUACUUGUUUGCAUUCCUUGAGAUUUUAUGCUUGACAAUGCGAUUAAACGCUGACAGAGAAAAUCAUCAUGUGAUAAAUUACAGUAUAUGACUCAGUUAUUUAUGUAGUUCACACAACCUGCCUUUUCUAAACCAGACCCAUUCGAGAAAAUUAAGAAAUAUGGAAAGAAAAUUCUUCAUCUGCCAAAAACGUGGAAUGAUUUUUUUCCAGUUGUCUUAAAUAUAAUUCCAUUUGCCAAUUAUGUUCAGUGUUACAGUAGUUUUCUCUGUGUAGAAAUGUUCAAGAUUUUCCAUGUUUACUGUUGGAUAGUUGUAUAGUGCUUUUUUAAUCAUUAUACAUUGUAAAUGACCAGACUUAAAUGCAAUUUGAGCUCUCCCUGAUAUUAAUCCUGUAACAUUCAUCUGUAGUAAUAGUUCUUAUAAGGAUCCUUAAAUUUGUAUGUAUUUGUUUAUAUUAAUUUAUUUCAUUUUGUAAAUGUCAAUAGGUAUUUUUAUAUGCUAUAUACAAAGUUACAGCAACAUGCACAUGAAGAAAUAUGUUUACAGUUGCUCAUAACUAUUUGUUUGAAACACAAUGUGCUUUUUAAGUGUAAUGUUGAUUUCAGAUUGGCCUCUACAUUUCAUCGAGUGAAACCUGCCACUGUAGUAGAGACGACGUUAUUGAUUUGGUCAUUACAGCAUGUUAGAAAUACCAGUAUUCAGAAUGGAGUUUACAGGUUACGACACAUCUUUUCUCCUAGUAAACGAUGCUGUUGUGUUGAUCUGCUCCUUCAAAGCCACAUUAUACUUGUUUCAUGUCUCAUUCAGUCAUUUCCAUAAUUAAAGAGCUGAAAUCAAA